AUGAGUUAAUUGACUCAAUAGAAUAUGUAAUUACCAAAAUCGCCUCCUUAAAGUAGCUAAACACCAAGUUUAAAAAUAAAUGGGUCUUAAGCAUUGAGUUAACCUUCAUAAGUAGGGACACCAGUUUCGUAAAUAUUUAAAAAUAAGUCAAUUUAGAAUCUAGAGAAGGUAGAGGGAGCUAAUAAUACUCCUUAGAAUUCACAAUAAAAUUAGACAUAAUCAUCUACAAAUUAGGCUUAAAAAGAAGAGAAAUAGUAAACUUAGAUAUAAAAAAUGAUGCAAAUAUACAAGGGAUAAAACUAUAAAAUUGGAGAAACAUCCCCCAUUUGCAUUUUGAAAGUACGACCAUUGUUUAUUCACGAAACUUUGAAAUACAACAAAUAAAUGAUAGAAGUACUUGAUAAGGAAGCAUUAGCGUUUCAUUCAACUUCUGCUUAAGAAGAUUUUUAUAAAGAUUUUGUUUUGAAUUUAACAAAGGACAAAAUAUAUAGAGCUCAUAGAAUGAUACCAUAAGACUAGCCAAAUAUUGCUUUAUAUGGUUCAGAAUUUCCAUAAAUUAUUGAUAACCUUCUAAAAGGCGUUUCACAUGCGUUACUAGCUUUUGGUGCUUAAGAUUCAGGAAAAACACACUCAAUUUUUGGAACUCUAAGUGAUCCUGGGUUGUUACUUUAUUUUGCCUAGUCUCUAUUCUCUAAGAAGAGUUAAUCGAGUUCUAUGAUAAGCAUAUAUUUAAGUGUAAUGAAAUAUGAAAAUGAUUUUACAGAUCUACUAUGUCCUUCAGGUGAAUCUCUCCUUUUUAAAUUAGGGAAACAAGCAAGUUAUAUGCCUUGCAUAACCAGGGUAAAAAUAGAGAGUCUUGUAGAGUUUUUUGCUUAUCUUAGAAUUGCACUACGAUCAAUGUAGAGUAGAGAUAUAAAUAGAGAUUAUUAAAUAGGUUAACCACAAUAGUAAAAGACAGAAAGGAAUCACUGCAUAUUUAGGUUUUAGAUUUUCCAUAAAAUAUUUGAGAAACAGUAUGUUAAGAGUUAAACGUAAAAUAGUUAGACUAAUAUUAAAGAUUAAAAUCAAAAAUCACAUGAAACUUUUGACAAAGUUGAAUAAAAAAUCUAUGAAAGUGAAAUGCUAUUUAUUGAUUGUGAUCACUAUGACAUAAAUGAUAAAAUUGAUGUGAAAAACAUCUAAUAGUCAAUGAUUACAUUAGAAAAUAUAUUUUAAUAUAUUUAUGAAAUUAAUAAAGGUAUUAGGUCAACAUAAACUCAUAUUCCUUUUGAUAAUACUAAAUUUACUAAUUAUCUUAAAAGCUACUUAUUUGGAAAUAAUCAACUUGUAUUUUUUGGGGCACUCUCUCCUUUUAUAAAUGACCUUGACGAAUCUAUGAAAACAGCUCGUAUGGCUUAAUGGGCCUUUUACAGUAAAAAUUCAAUACAACCUAAAGUAACAGUGGGAAUUUCUUAAUGGCAACGAGUGAACUUUUAAGAUACAAUAUUUUUGAGAAAAAUAUCUCAUUAAACGAAUGUAUUAGGUGACGAAGUGAAAGGGUACAUCAGCAAUUAAUAUAUGAAGUCUGAUGAUAAAGCUGUUUAUUUACAAAAUAUUUUAAGCAUAGUAAAAGACUUAAAGCAUUUAAUAGCUAGAAAUGCAAAAAUAGUUAGAAAUUACUUGAGCUUAAGAGAAGAUUAUCAUUAGUCCAAAUAAGACUAUAUGAAAUUAGAAUUUAACUAAGCUAAACAUAUAAUCAGGACUACAGAAAUUCGUGAACUGUAUUUGAUUAGAGCACUUCCAUAACUUAAGGGAGAUCACUUAAAAAAUCUAAAAUAGCUUUAAGCUAAAAUUGCUAAAAGUACUAGUGAGAUUAACUAUUAUUUUUUAACAUUUGGUUAGAUUAAACAAAAAUUAAAAGAUGUAGUAGAAGCCUAAUACGAGGCUUAUUAAAAUAUAUUAAAGGGAAGCCAUUUAGAUGCUCUGCAUUAGUUGGGUAUAGGUGCUAUUGAAUAUGUUAAGUGGAGCUAAGAAAAUGCUAUCAGAUCUUAUGAAGCACAUGAAGCUUAUAGGUUAGAUAUGUGGAUGGAUGAAAUUACCACUAAAGUAUUUACUUUUUUAGAGCAUUUAAUUUCUUAAAUGGAUAUUAAGGAAGUUUACUAAAAGAAACGUGUGAGAACUUAUAAAAAGAUUCCUACAUAAAUAGCUCUUAGGUCUCUAAAAAGUAUGGCAAAUAUACCUUAAGGAGAUAUUCAUAUUCCUAAUUUAAAUAAAAUCAUAUAAGAAGAAGAGAAGAAAGUCUAAGGCUUUGAGAAUUUUGAUAGUGAAAAAUUAAAAAAUGAAGAAAUGCCUUCUUUGGCUCAAAAAAGAAAUCACUCAUUUUAAUUCUAAAGAAGUCCUAUUAGUGGUAAAUACUCUCCAUAGGUUUCUAAUCCAAAAUUCCUGACACCAAUUAAUCUUGAAAAGAACCGCACUUAAAAAAGUAGUGUGCUAGAUGCUUUUCACACUUAUUUAAAUCUGAAUGAAAAUAAUAGUAACAGUUCUACUCCAAAUGCAAGCGAUCGUUCGCAAUUAGAGUUCCAAAGUAACACUAACAACAAAUAAAGUAUAGUGCAUCUGUCUAUUAAUUAAAAGAGCUCUUUUUUCAGUAAUAAUAAUCCUACUAAUUUAACAAGUAUGGUGAUACAGCCCUAGUAAUUGAAAUCUACUUUCCAUUAUUUUGAUGAGAACAAUUCUUCGGAUUAACUAGGAUAGGAAGUUGAUGCAAAUGUGAGUCUUGAUUAAAAGAAUUAAAAUAGUAAUAAAAUAGUUAUUAUUGAAGAAAAUGAGGAUAAAUUAAAUAAGAAAAAAAGCAUUUUAAUAAAGAAGAGCUCAAUAGAAAUGACAUCAGGAUUAAGUUAAAAUAACGUUUAAUCAAAAAAGAAAGUGAAUGUAACUAGUUUUGAUUUAAUAUCCAGCGAGUAGAAGAUUUAAACGAUUCCAAAUUAAUCUAAUAACUCAAAAACAUAAACUGAUAAAGAAAUGACAAGUGAGAAUGAGCACACUUUAACAGAUGAUAGCUAUUUACCUCUAUCUAGAAAUUCAAUUGUAAAGUAUUCUAUGGAUGACUUAUAAAGGAUUGAUUAAUAAUUAAAGGAUAAAAAAGCAAAGUUGAAAGAAGAAAACAUUAUUAUGCAAAAAAUUGCUUAAGAAGAUUUACUUAAAAGCAAGGAGUAAGCUAAUUAAACUUAAGCUCUUCAUAAUUUUUAAAAGAGAGAUUCUUUAAAUAAUUAAACUAAUAGCUAGAUUUUCAAACGAGGAUAAGUAAACAAAAGAUUAAGUGAUCAAUCUAAUACAAUACAGAAAUUUAAUACUACUUUUAUUAAUCGAGAUUAAACAACUUAGAAUUUAAGUUUACCUGAAAGUAAAAGAGAUUCAUAGAGCACAAAUAUCAAUGUGCCUAGAGAAAAUUCUUAUCAAUAAAUAAAUGUCAAAGAAAUAAGAACUCCCCGCUCAGUAGCUUAACAAUAAGGAGGAAACCUGCUUUAUUAAGCAAAAGACAUUUCGAGUUUCUAACAGGCAUACAGUAAAAGCCUUUAAAAAUCUAUUACUAAUCUAUAAAAUUAAUACUCUUAAGCAAAUAAGAAUUUAGUUAAUAGUUAAAGCUAAGAAAAAUUUGACUUUGUAAACUAACAACAGAGAAAUUUAAACAAUAAAAAUAUCUUACUUAUGUCUCCAAAUUUAAAUAUUUAUUAGGAAGAUAGAUUAAACACUAUAAAAGGUUAAAAAGGAGAGUAAAUCAACACAGGCCAUCAAUUAAAUAUUUUUAACAUGAACUAAAACAUACCAAAAAAUGGGAUCUAUGAAAAUUAAUACUAUUUAUAAAGUGCUUAGGUGAAAAAGAAAAUUCCUUUCGUGUAAAUGGACAUAUCUAAAAACUAGAUUAAGUUAAAAAGCAAAAUUUAGUUGGAUGAACAUUCAAAAUUUAAUAGUAGCUUUGACUAAAAUGAAAUAAAAUAAGCUUUAGAAAAUAGCAAAAGCAAUUUUAAAAUUAUUAGUCCUAAUUAAAGCUUAAUCAAUUUAAAUAAGAAGAAAAUAAAUUCACAGAGUUUAAAUGCCCAUAACCUUGCUUUUUAAAAUCUUCAAGAUAAUAAAGAUAUUGGAUCUUUUGGAGUAAAUAAUUCAAUUAAAGUGUCUAUGAAUAGUGUUGAAACAGACUAAAAUUAGUAGAACUCUCCAUUAAUUUACAGAUAAAAUAAGUUGAGUUUAUAAGGCUUAUUUGGUAAUUAAAACCGUUUAAUAUCACCUCAAAGUAUGCAAGGGAAUGUAAGACCAAUUAACAGCCAAUAAACUGAUUUUGACUUAUCUAAUAACCCUUCUAAAAUGUACUUCUCUUAACCUUUCUACUUCAACCAUAAUACAGAGAAUGACUAAUCAAUUAGUAACAUAGAAUAAAAGGUAAGGCUACCAAGUCUACAUGUUCAGGGAAGCAAUACUCAAUAGUAAUAGCAAACUAAUAAUGAUAAAAGCAGUGUGUAGCUAGGUUCACAUAAUCAAUUAAGGAGUGAGUCAGAAAAAAAGUUGAAAGGGCCUAAAUUAUCUUUACUGACACCAUAACUAGCUCAUGUAAGCACUUAAAAAACUCCUAUUGAUUUAAAUACAAUUUCAUAUCUCAAAAAGAAAAACCGUCAACAGUAAGAAAACCUAAAACAAAUACUAUUAUUUAAUAUAAAUCAUAAGUGA
Messenger RNA from Tetrahymena thermophila SB210, 4701 nucleotides. Its product is annotated as kinesin motor catalytic domain protein. Gene Ontology annotation, molecular function: microtubule binding; microtubule motor activity; ATP binding. The transcript has 4 exons. Gene Ontology annotation, biological process: microtubule-based movement. The record is from RefSeq and is a predicted model, not a curated record. NCBI's taxonomy places the organism in Eukaryota, Ciliophora, Oligohymenophorea, Hymenostomatida, Tetrahymenidae.